Molecule: messenger RNA, 675 nt
Organism: Hibiscus syriacus
Lineage: Eukaryota; Viridiplantae; Streptophyta; Magnoliopsida; Malvales; Malvaceae
Product: protein SPEAR1-like
Molecular function (GO): DNA-binding transcription factor activity
Source: RefSeq, a predicted model, not a curated record
UUAGAGCUUUGCAAAGCUAAAAACCAUAAAUCUCUUUUGUUUUCCUCUCUUAGUUUGACAAAUGUAUUAGUUUCAAAUGGGUAGCAGUUACUCUGGUGAACCAAACAUUGGAAAUGAAAGGGGACGAGUGUCUUCAAGGAAAGGCAAGAAGAGUAACUCAGUCAAGCCUAGGGCACCCCAGAGAGGGCUUGGUGUUGCUCAAUAAUUGGAGAUGCUUAGAUUGCAUGAACAACUGGGUUGUGGUUAUCAUCCUUCACUUUUCAAUCAGGAAGAUAUGAGAGUGCAGCAAACUGCAGCUUAUUAUUCAUCUAUGGUGGCAUCUUCUUCAUGCUCAUAUUCAUCAUCCUCAUCAACUUCCUCUGCUUCUUAUGGUUUCCACCCCAGCAUAAUGAUGGGGCUAGGUGAAUAUGAUCAAAGAGCAAACAUCAAUUAUGGUGAUUCUCAACAUAGUACAACAGCAAGUUGGAACCCCAGCAGUAGCAUCUUGGACAGCCAGCUUUAUGCACAACACAACAUGACCAGACAGCUUCUAAAUGUUGAGGAUUCACAACCCCAAAAGAGCAAGAAACACAGGAGCCCAUUGGGAUCCAGUAGUCAGAAUUCUGAAUCAAGUGAAACAAAAGAGCUGGCUUUGGAGCUCAGAUUAUCACUGUAAAAUCAGUAAUAUUUGUACCA